UUUCUGAAUAUUUAAGCACUUUCCAUUCUCACAUUCUUCUCAACCACUUUCCCAUCUCUCUCUCACACUUAAUUUUCUGAACACUCUACACAAAAUGUGGUACCAGCACAAGACAAAAGCCCUGGCAAAGUUCUUGUUGGUAGCAACAGUGAUAGUUGGCAUUUCCAUGGGAGAUUCUUCGUCAAAUGACAAAGCUGAUUGCGCACAGCAAUUGGCGGGGCUAGCAACAUGUUUGCCCUAUGUUGGAGGUCAAGCACCAGCUCCAACUACAGAUUGUUGCAGUGGUCUGAAGCAAGUGCUGAAGAACAAGAAGAAGUGUUUGUGUGUAAUCAUCAAAGAUCGCAAUGAUCCUGACCUUGGUGGUCUUCAGAUUAAUGUCACUUUGUCUUUGAAUCUUCCCACUGCAUGCAAUUCCCCUGUCAAUGUCUCCAAGUGUCCUGAACUCUUGCACAUGGAUCCCAAAUCACAAGAGGCUCAAGUUUUUUAUCAGUUGGAGAAAGGAAAAAAAGGCACAAGUCCCGCACCAAGUCCUUCAGCUGCUCUUGGAGCAAAUCCUUCAAGCAACCAAACAUCCAGUGCCCCACAGAAGCAUGAUGCAUUCUGCAAAGAAAAAGGAUUUUUUAAGUUAAAUGUUUUGGCUAUUGGGCUUCAAGUCUGGGCUUUAACUGGGCUUUUGUCCUAAACUUUUUCACUUAAAACCAAUAUGGAAUGGUCUCUUUCAUUUCUCUCUCUCCCUUUGUGUACUACUAUUAUUACUUUAUUACUUAU
Molecule: messenger RNA, 768 nt
Organism: Vigna umbellata (rice bean)
Lineage: Eukaryota; Viridiplantae; Streptophyta; Magnoliopsida; Fabales; Fabaceae
Product: non-specific lipid transfer protein GPI-anchored 14-like
Biological process (GO): lipid transport
Molecular function (GO): lipid binding
Source: RefSeq, a predicted model, not a curated record